UUUCAAGCUUAUAUUUACGAAUAAACAAAAACAUUUUCUUGCCUUCAACUCAAGAAAACGUUCACAGUUACAUAGAUCAUACUUCACACGUAUCCAAAGAAGCUAAUUGAAACCGCUAACAAUACAUAGUUAUUAUUUAUGAAUGUGGGAAUAUUCAACAGAGUCAACUGCAAAAACCGCGAAAGUGACGGAAUGUACUCGGAAUGGAGCUCGCUGCCGUUGGAGGGUGGCGGGACAGGUGUGCUGGGAUCAGUGGGGGGGCGGGAAGUAGUGCUGGCGGUUGUGAAGCAACUUGCUUCACACCAGCCUAGCCCUCUUACUACUGACGCAGAGGUGGAAUGGGUGCUAGAAGUACUUCGCUUCGGUCUGUCCCUGCCGCUUACAGAGCAUGAGGCUCUUCGGGACUGCGUGUAUGUGUGCUACGCGUGGCUCGGGGCGCUCCUGCCUGGCUCCCCGCCGGCCACGCAUCCCCCCUCGCCCGCCGUGCCGCCGCCUAUUGCUGCGGAUCCACACAAAUACGCAAACAAGAUACUCAAUCAUCUACAUAACCUGUUUGUGCCCAGGCCUAAUGAGACACUCACAUUCAUCUAUCAAACGGAAUUGGGUGGCAACCUAAUGUCCAAGCAGGCGGUCCUCUGUCACCGGGUGCUUCGCUUGGCGCGUGCGCUGGCGGAGAGCGGUUCCCUGGGUGCGCGGGAAUGGCGCUCUCUGCUAGCUCUGUUGUUGGCAGCCGCGUCAGCAUUACUGGCGCCGCCCGCGCCGCUCUGUGCUGACGCCGAGCAUCUGUGUGAUCGGGUGCUGUGUGUGCUGUUUGAAGUGUGGAUAUUGGCGUGUCACAGAUGUUUCCCGAGCCCGGUGCUGUGGCGUACGCUCCGCGAGCAGUGCGUCCGCUGGCGGCACCGCGCGCCGCUCACGGAGCAGUGGGCGCGCGUAUCGCUGUGCCUCACGCGCCGCCUGCUGCGCCACAUGUACGGCCCGCUCUUCCCCGCCAUGCCCAUCAGCGAGGAGGACGCACAGCUGGUGCCGGCGGACAUGAGUGCGGAGGCGGUGGUGCAGGCGUGGUACCGGAUCCUGCACACCAUCGGCAACCCCGUCGACCUGUGCCGGCCACAUCUCAUCAGUCACACGCCGGAGUUCCUGCAGUACUCGAUGACCUCCGAGGACGGUCGCGAGCCGUCAGCCGCGCCGUGCCUGUCGGCGCUGGCCGGCAUCUUCCACCGCGCGAUGCUCGGCCUCGCCGCACACGUUGAUGCCUUCCUCGGGCGCGCGUCGGAGCGGUGGGUGCCGGCCGUGGCGGGGGGCGGCGGGGGCGGCGCCGAGCGGGAGGAGGGGGACACGCCCCCCGCGCACCGCCGCCUCGCCAAGAGCUUCAGCGCCACGCGGCCCCGGGACAAGAGCGAGAGAAGUACGCCGCGGUCUUCCCUCAUCGGUCUGACGAGCAGUCGGCCAUCCAGCGUCGUGCCAACCACCCCUCCCAACUCCAUCACAUCACAAGUGGGCGAGACGGAGCGUCUGCCACUGACGCCGCUGCGGCCGUCCGUCAACUCGAUACUGCACCUGUUCGGCGAGUGGCUGUUCGAGGCCGCGCUCGUGGGGACAGUGCCCGCGCAGCCGCAACAGAGAUCAGAGAGCACGCCGACUCCGCCGCCGUCGGACGCAGCCCUCAACAUGCUGAGCUACCAGCCCGGCCGCGCGGUGGCGCUGGGCGCGCUGUGCCGCGUGCUGUGCUCCAAACAGUGCCGGGAACAGGUGCUGGCGCCGUACCUCGCGCGGUCGUACGCGGCGCUGCAGCGCGGGCUGCGCGACCCCGCCACCGCCGCCGCCGUCGUGCUCAACGCCGCCGAUAUCUUCCGUCUGGACCUCGACGGUGUGCUAGUACUUGUGCCGGACUUCAUCAACGCGCUGGACCGGAUCCUAUCCGACACGGAACCCAAGCUGGAGUGCGGGACCAUAGACAAGCGAGAGCUUCGAAAGGCAGCCAUUAGUUUGCUGUUGUCUCUGGUCGCCUUCCCUUAUCAUUACAAGGGACUUCCGGUUCCGGAGUUCCCGGGAUGUAAUGAGUACGGCGGCAUGACGCUGGGCGCGUACACGCGGGCGCGGCUGUCGCUGGCGGUGGUAGCGGGCGUGCAGGCGGAGCGGUCGGAUGCGCUGGCGGUGCCACUGCUGGCCGCGCUGUACCUGUGCGUGCGCCACGCCGCGCCCGCCCCGCCCCCCGCGCCCGCGCCCGUCUCCGACGCCAGCGCGCGCUCCAAGCCGCGGUCUGAAGGCGGCAGCAGCAGCGGUCCAGGCAGCGCGGAGGACGACUUCGCCGACAUGCGAGACCUCGACCCCGCCUCGCCUAUGUUUGGGUCGGCGCUGGUGGUGCGCGCGACGUACCUGGUGUGCCACCGCCUCAUCUCGUCGUGGAAGGGCGAGCUGCAGGUGUCGCUGGCGGCGCUCGAGCUGCUCUCCGGCCUCGCCAAGCUGCACUCCUCGCAGCCCGAAUUCAUGAUAGAAGCCGUAGAGCGCAAGCGUGCUGUACGCUGGAUUUGCGACUACAUCAGCGUGCAGUGCGGGCGGCCGCCGCAGGCUCACUCGCGCGACCUGCACUCGUGCGUGGUGGCGGCGUACGCGUGUCUCGCUUCGUGGUUAUGCCCGCCGCUGCUCGCUGACGCCGACUGUCUCGCAGCACUGCUAGAAGUCGUUGAACUGGGCCUCGCUGGGUCGAAGAGCCAAGGAAAACCUGGUGAACCACCUAAAAUGAAGGACGAGAAGGAACUGAAGCCAGUGUCAAUGAGGGUCCGCGACGCGGCCGAGUCGCUGCUGAUGCUCAUAUUAGAUCAGGCGGGUACCGAAGGGCCGGGGCCGUGGUGCCGCAUCUCGGAGCGCUGGCUGGCGGAGGCGGGGCACGGCGCGCUGCGGCACUUCGUCGCCGACGGACACACGCUGCUGUCGCUGCUCGAGGAGCCGCUCGCCAACAGCCAGGAGCCGCAGCCGACUGUCGUGGUGAUAAUCCGCAACGGGUGGGGCCAGUACGCGUGGUCGAUGUCGUGCCGAGGCGCGCCGCGUUGUGCCACACGCGUGAGUGCGGCGUGCGCGCGCCCCGUGCCCAUGUCGGAGCCGCCGCCCCGCCCCCCGCCCGUCUGCCGCGCGCUGCCCGCCGCCCCGCCGUGCGCCGUUGACUCAGCGUUCCCAAGUCUGGAUGCCGUACUGCGGAAACUCAACGAUCCGGAGGCGCCGACUCUGUUCAAACUGCUCGAGCAACAGGCCACCUUGGAAAAGAAGGUCCGAGACAGCGAAGACAACGUGGUACCGGACGAGUACGUACCUCCGGAGCCUGUGACGGAGUUCCAGACGGCGCGGCUGUUCCUGUCACACUUCGGAUACCUUAACAUCGGCGAUAAAAAGGGUGGCGGUCGUCUCGUGGCGCUAGAAGGCGGGGCUGGUCUAUCCGCUGCAUUAGCCAAACUGGACGCACUAGGUGCGCGCGCGGCACUCACCGUACACGUGUUUUGCGCGCGCGCCGGUCAGCGCGCCGCCGCCGAUAUCGUCGCCAACGCCGCUGCGGUCGAUCUGCCGCCAGCUUAUAUCGCGAUGCUGCGAGGUCUCGGUCGCCCGAUGCGUCGGUCGCAGGGGGUGGGGCCGCGCCUGCAGCGUCCGCCUGUACCCGCUGACUACGAUGGACGAGAACAGGUGUUGUAUUGGUCGGACUCAACGGAUGAGAUAUUCUUCGUGGUGCCGUCCGGCCACGAGCUGACAGAGUCGGAGGACCAGAACGACAGCCUCAAGUCGGACGUCGACGGCUCCUGUCUUUCUGUCAAGAGCGGCGACAAGGGCUCCUGCUGGGACGUGUCUAGCGGCGGGUCGGGGGGCGGGUCGGGGGCGGCGUCGUACGAGCGCAGCGUCAGCGAGUGCGAGCGUCCCGACCGCCGCGCGCCGCUCGCCGACAAGUCGCGCGCGCUUUCGCUGGAGUUGGACAAGCUCACUGGAAGCGGCAGAAGGAACAGAGAUUUCACACCAAAGAUACUCAUUAUUUGGCUGGAAGAUUUUGAAGAUCACUUGAAUCUACCGAUAGACGACCUGCUGCAAUACUGCGAGACGGGCCAGCCGUGGCGGCGCGGCGAGGUGCACGUGUUGUGCGCGCACGCGGUGCGGGGCGGGCUCGUUCGCGUGCGCGCCCCGCCCGCCGCCGGCGUGCUCGCGGACGGCGCGCUCGUGGCGCCGCGCCUGCUGCCCGACUGCCUGCGCCGCGCCGCGCGUCACCUGGCGAGACGCACGCGCCUGCAUACCGACCUGUACCAGCCGCCGCAUGUGCGCCGGCGUCACAUGAUACAGGAGAUCGCGCAGCAAUUCAAGAAGGACCUCACUGAGCCACAACUACUAGAGUCCUUGUUCCGAGCACCAUAGAGCACAGAAUAGUAUGAUGAACGUAUUGUUAUCUCUCUCGUUCUUCUUAUAUACUAUGAAAGAGAAGGCAUAAUACUCUGAAGUUAGUUACAAGUUUGAACCUUGAGAGAAAUACUCCAUAAUAUCUCUCAGUGUAUUACAAUGUAUUACUGACUACACUAAAAGAAGAAUUAUGAUUUUCGAAUGUAGGUAUGUAAGUUUUGUUUUUUUGACACUCUCUAGAGACUUUAACACUUUAGGAGACUCUAGAGUAGCCUAGAGUCUAAACUUCUUGUCAGAUUUCCUGCAGGCUUAGCAUAACAACAGUAAAUGGGCGUAUCCAGGAUUUUAGCUGGGGGGGGGGGGGGGGGGGGGCAAGCUUACCUGUUUCGAGAAGG
Aricia agestis (brown argus) is the source of this 4763-nucleotide messenger RNA. RefSeq names its product ral GTPase-activating protein subunit beta. The coding region runs from base 139 to 4386 and encodes 1415 amino acids. NCBI's taxonomy places the organism in Eukaryota, Metazoa, Arthropoda, Insecta, Lepidoptera, Lycaenidae. Gene Ontology annotation, molecular function: GTPase activator activity. The transcript is spliced from 32 exons. Gene Ontology annotation, biological process: regulation of small GTPase mediated signal transduction; activation of GTPase activity. The record is from RefSeq and is a predicted model, not a curated record.